AAGUCCAGCUCCCAAAAACUGAUAACACGAGAAGAGCAAUUUUUGCAAAGCAAAAGCAGAACUAGAAGUCUUGCAGCCAUUUAAGUUGAAAAGGAGAAAAGGCACAGGUGAUGGAUGUAAAGACUGCAAAUGAGUGUGAAAAUGAUGAUGUAGAGCAGAAUCUUUCAUACGAGGUAAAACAAGAUGUAGAUGAGGAAUUGCCACAUGCGGAGGUUGUCGAUAUAUUCCAGGAAGGCUUGGCAAUGAUUGUACAGGAUCCUUUGCUGUGCGACUUACCUAUUCAGGUUACCUUAGAAGAAAUUAAUUCCCAGAUUGCUCUUGAAUAUGGCCAGGCAAUGACUGUCAGAGUCUGUAAAGCAGAUGGAGAAAUAAUGCCGGUUGUUGUAGUGCAAAAUGCUACAGUACUUGAUUUAAAAAGAGCUAUCCAGAGAUAUAUUCAGCUUAAACAUCAACGUGAGGGAGGGAUACAGCAUAUCAGCUGGAAAUAUGUUUGGAGGACAUACCAUUUAUCAUUUUCUGGAGAGAAGCUGGAAGAAGAUUCAAGAAGUCUCCGUGAAUAUGGCAUCAAAAACAGAGACGAGGUGGUAUUUGUAAAGAAACUGAAAAAUAAGUAGAAUGUUAAUUUGAACCUUAUUUAAGUGCGAUCUUGGAACUGCCAUAUCAUCACAUGCCAGAAAAAUGCUGCUACUGGAAAAUAUACUUUUUUUUCAGAAACCUGCAAAAAUAUUAUUUACCAGGUUAAAACUGCCUUAAAAGUUGAACUACUCCACCUUGUAGCAAGAAUAAAAUGCUGUGGAAAUGAGAUUUACAAGUUGGGUAUGUAAACUCCUGGUGAGCAAAGCCCUGAGAGGGUAUAGCCCAAUAUUAUUCCAUCUUCAGUCAUACAGUCCAGCAUACUGCAUGUAAAAUGGAUGGCAGGACAGACAUUUACCAGUCGCAGCAUGGGAUCUCUGCAUAAUCAAGAAAAAUUGACGUUCAGCCAUGACCAACAUUGAGACUUGAAAUGUUUUUGUUGCGGGAGCACAAACCAGUCAUAAAAGCCUUUCUACUGAAGCAUACAGAGGAUUGAUUAAGAACAGGUAAAUAACAACAUUUUUAAAAAAAGGAUUUUUUUCUUGAAGUGACCAUACUGCUUAUGGAUGCCAUUCUCUGGCAUACUUUUUCAGACGUUGUUAUGAAACUGCUGUUAUUCUUGAUUUAUUUUGCAGUUCAUGUUCUGGCUAAUAUGUUAGUGUUAUGUCAAUAGAGUAAUAACAUCGCAGUUACUAUUUGAUAAAUAAAGCUCAUUCACUUCUCA
This is a messenger RNA of Xenopus tropicalis (tropical clawed frog), 1297 nucleotides long. RefSeq names its product small nuclear ribonucleoprotein, U11/U12 25kDa subunit (gene snrnp25). Gene Ontology annotation, biological process: mRNA splicing, via spliceosome. Bases 111 to 614 code for a protein of 167 amino acids. The transcript has 7 exons. Lineage: Eukaryota; Metazoa; Chordata; Amphibia; Anura; Pipidae. The record is from RefSeq and is a predicted model, not a curated record.